AUGGCAAGAAGAAUAAUAAAUCCAGUUUCAGAAAAAAGAAGAGAACUUACGAUUAACUGCAAGGAGAUGGUAAAGGAUGAACUGUUUGACAUGGAAGAAUGCGCAAAUUUCAUUGAAGUAAACAACAAGCUCACCAAGCACAAUCCAGAAACCCUUCCAGGUGGUCCAAUGAAUGUUCUUCUUAAAAAGUCCGAGAACAAGAUAGUCUUAGACAUGGGUGUAGAUGUAAGAAAGUUCUAUGUUAAACAGAUCUUAAAGAAAUACCUCCAUAAAAAGGGAUUAAAUGACUGGAUCCACAUUAAAAUAGAUUCCGUAUCUGGUGAAUAUGGCCUUCAUUACUAUAACUUAAAUGACGAAUAA
Messenger RNA from Nematocida parisii ERTm1, 360 nucleotides. RefSeq lists its product as uncharacterized. Lineage: Eukaryota; Fungi; Microsporidia. The record is from RefSeq and is a predicted model, not a curated record. Gene Ontology annotation, cellular component: ribosome. Gene Ontology annotation, biological process: cytoplasmic translation. The transcript has a single exon. The coding region runs from base 1 to 360 and encodes 119 amino acids. Gene Ontology annotation, molecular function: RNA binding; structural constituent of ribosome.